This is a messenger RNA of Blepharisma stoltei, 1870 nucleotides long. NCBI's taxonomy places the organism in Eukaryota, Ciliophora, Heterotrichea, Heterotrichida, Blepharismidae. The record is from the annotation of a GenBank genome assembly.
AUGAAGCUUGCAAUUCUUAUUGUUCUCUCAUUAACUAUAUUUGCAACAAAAACAAAGUUUUUCAAAAGCCAACUUCUUGAAUUAAAAGAUUCGGAUCAAGAGUGCGGCGCAAUAGAAGGUAGUGGAGAUGUACAAUGUGCAACUGGAGGCUCAUUAGAAGAUAAAGAUGAUAUUAUUAGAGAUAAAAUUGACUUGCUAGAUGGCAUAUACAUAAAUAUUGCGUGGCGAACUAGCCUACCCUCUUAACACUUGUAGCCAGACGGGGGUCUGGGACUUGUGGAAGGGGGGCAGCGUUCGAUAUGUGCAUUCAAUCGGGCUUUAUGGUCUGGUGGAGCGCAAUGUCGGCUGACCGACCCCAGGCUCGCAUCCAGGUUAAGGUUUAUCCUGAAAUUGGAAGUUGGAAAGGGAUCACCCAGCAAAACCAAGGGGAUUCGCUUGGCCAAUCGGGCUUUUCCCAGCGCGAUACCGGAGUUGCGCCCUGGGCUACAAGUUUAAUAUAUAGCCUGACCAGUAAAUUCACAAUUUGAAUUUUCGGAAAUGGCAACCUCCUUGACGUACAGCAUGGUGACCCAGCGUCUUUACCUCCGGUAGCAAGUGCAACCCUUGUCCAGAGCGAGCAGCACAAGCCUUAAGCUAUGCAAUAAGACUAGCAAGCAUGGGGUGGUGCGAAGCAAGGGACAUGAAAAGCCAUUAGUGGGUUGGCAUGAGCUUCCAUAUAAUAUCUUAAUAGAAUAGACUUGUUAGAUGACAUAGUUGGAUCUAAAGAUGAGUAUUGUGAUCACGAUGACAAUGACGAUAGAGACGAUAGAGAUGACUGCGACGACAAAGAUGAUCAUGAUGAUUGGGAUGAUAGAGACGAUCAUGAUGAUAAUGAUGACUGCGAUGACAGAGAUGAUCAUGAUGAUUGGGAUGACAAUGAUGACUGCGAUGACAAAGAUGAUCAUGAUGAUUGGGACGAUAGAGACGAUCAUGAUGAUAAGUGUGAUCGCGAUGACAGAGAUGAUCACGAUGACUGUGAUGACAGAGAUGACCAUGAUGAUAAAUGUGACCGUGAUGAUUGGGAUGACAAUGAUGACUGCGAUGACAAAGAUGAUCAUGAUGAUUGGGAUGAUAAUGAUGACUGCGAUGACAAAGAUGAUCAUGAUGAUUGGGAUGAUAAUGAUGACUGCGAUGACAGAGAUGAUCAUGAUGACUGGGAUGAUAACGAUGACUGCGAUGACCAUGAUGACCACGAUGACCAUGAUGACAGAGAUGACUGCGAUGACCAUGAUGACCAUGAUGACCAUGAUGACAGAGAUGACUGCGAUGACAGAGAUGAUCACGAUGACCAUGAUGAUUCUUGUGGCUGUGAUGAAAACCAUUGGGAAAAUGACGAAGAUGAGCACAAAUAUGGCAACUGUGAAAGAGACGAACACCAUAGACAUCAUAGAGGGCAUGGAUUCUCACUCCCCCGCUUUAAAUUGGAACAGAUUUUUUGUUCCAAUUUAAAGGGGAGUUAAUUGGGUAAAAAAAUAUAAAUAAAAAUUAUUCAAAGAAUUAAUCGAUUCAAGUGAAAACUAUUUAAAUAAUAUUCUACUGAACUUUUUUCAUAAAUUAGGUCAAAAUUAAUUUUAUAAAAUUAGGGUUUAACUAUAAAGUUUCCCUAUUUAAAAAUAAUUUGUUCCAAUUUAAAGGGAUUAAAGUACCCCAAAAAUUGAAACUUUGUCUUUUUUCCAAUUUAAAUGAAUGGGGGGAGCUAGGAGGGUGUUGCGAAGGUGAUGAAAUUGCAAAUAUUUUACCAGGAAGAAGAACUUGCAUUAAAAUUUAUAGAGCCGAUAAGGAUGACUGUUGCCAAUAUGACGAGUCUAAUCACUGUGAAUCUGAUGAAUAA